AUGAGCGUCCUCAACAAGCUGCAGUUGCCGAAGCAUGUGGCUAGUCUGAAGGCUAAGGAGGUGCCUGGGUAUGUCAGGGAAACAGUCACGCCGGAGAAGAUUAAGACAGGGUUUCGGAAGUGGAUGGAAGAUUACAGGUUGAAGUACAUAGAGACCGACAGCAUCAAGCCUUUGAAUGAUGUGCUGAUCUAUGGAUUCAUCAUCUCGUAUGCCCUUGCCUGGCCAACAGAGAUCAAGCACAUAAGCCGGUGGACUGAAUUCUUUUGUUGGCCUACAUGCAGAAGAAGUAGCAAGGGCAAAGGCAGCGGGGCACGAGGCACCAGGCCACCAUUGACAAGUUUUGGCGUAAUACCCCCUGCCGAAGCCAUUGGGAGACGUCAAGACUUUGCACUGCAACUCAAAGCUGUCUACACAGUCAAUGAGCGACUUUUAUCAAGUUGA
Molecule: messenger RNA, 441 nt
Organism: Klebsormidium nitens
Lineage: Eukaryota; Viridiplantae; Streptophyta; Klebsormidiophyceae; Klebsormidiales; Klebsormidiaceae
Source: the annotation of a GenBank genome assembly